AAUGCUUACGAUUAAAUUGAUUAUAUUUUCAGAAAAUUUUGCCCUCAACAGACAAACAUGGCAAUCCUAUCAAUACAAUCCAAAUAAUACUCUAUUUCACUCAAGUAAAGCUGUAGAUGGAAAAUGGACUGACUUAAGUGCUUGGGGAGGACAGUGUUCCAUAUCAGCUGAUGGAUACAGUACUUCCACCUGGUGGGUAAUCCUGGACGCAAUCUACAGCAUUCAUGAUAUAAGGAUUCAUUACAGAACAGACAACAACCUUUGGGAUGCAUCGAAUGGUUACACAGCAAGAUUUCUAGGUUUCUAUGUUUACGUAUCAAAUUCAACAAACCGUCUCGAUGGUCAUCUGUGUUUCCACGACACGAACUACACCAGAUCAACAAUACCUGCCAUCGCCAAUAUAAGUUGUCCUGUUCAUGGAAAAUAUGUUAUAUACUUUAAUGAAAGAUUUCCAGGAGUAACAUAUCCAAAUGGAUAUUCUAAAUAUGCAUUUAAUGAACUAUGUGAAGUGGAAGUCUAUGGUUGUCCAACUGGCUAUUAUGGACCAGAUUGUUCUCUUCCCUGUCCUGACAACUGUCGUUAUUGUCACAUAUAUAGAGACUGGAAUGUGUUCCCGGUGUAAACCUGGGUACCAG
Messenger RNA from Saccostrea cuccullata (small rock oyster), 635 nucleotides. RefSeq lists its product as uncharacterized. The record is from RefSeq and is a predicted model, not a curated record. NCBI's taxonomy places the organism in Eukaryota, Metazoa, Mollusca, Bivalvia, Ostreida, Ostreidae. Bases 2 to 622 code for a protein of 206 amino acids. The transcript is spliced from 3 exons.